This is a messenger RNA of Ailuropoda melanoleuca (giant panda), 747 nucleotides long. RefSeq lists its product as uncharacterized. Lineage: Eukaryota; Metazoa; Chordata; Mammalia; Carnivora; Ursidae. Bases 25 to 636 code for a protein of 203 amino acids. The transcript has 2 exons. The record is from RefSeq and is a predicted model, not a curated record.
AUAUACGUGGUGCCGUGAAUCCUAAUGAGCCAGCAAUCUGCGCGCUGCGGCUACUUGGGCUCCGGGAGCCCCCGCCUCCACGCCGAUCCCGGGGACUGCACUCCCUGCCCCCGCCACCGGGGGAGCCCGCGAGGCGGACUAGCUUCUUGGUUCGCACAUGCGCAUCCAGACCCCAGACGAACGGCGUCGGCCUGUUUUUCUCCUCCUGUGAUUUGCCUUAUUUUGCCCCAAGCUGUGGAUUAUUUAGGUUCUUCUACGAUGCUGACGGGUAGCUGGCGGUCUGUGCACGUCCCCGCUGGACUGCGCUCCCGCGCACAUCCAGGCGCGUCACAAGCGCUGAUGCUCUCGGCGCGCCCUCCGUGUCCCGGGGCACCUGCGCGCGCUCUUCUCGGUUUUCGGGGGGCGGGGCGCUCUGGAGGUGAGGGUGCUGCGCCCAGGACACGCCCGUGUUGGAGGGUGGCGGCCGCAGCUCACACCCGGCUGCGCUCCCGCGCGCACCUCCCCGGGAGAAGCUCCCGUGCGCUCUCCUCCCUUUUCGGUCUGCGGUCUCUGCUCUUCCUGAUUGGUCGAGUUCUUUACCUCUCGGGAGUGAGAGUCCUUCCAGGUGGAGAGUUGGAUUUGGCCCAUAGACUGUAGUUUGCACACCCCGAGACUCGAUUAUGUAGAAGUUUCUUCGACGGCUAAUAUUUGAUGACGUAACGGCUUUAACAGCAAUGCUAGUUCCCUAGGAAGUUAGACUGAUUCUUC